AUUCUUCUCUCCACGUCCUCAAUCAUUAUGACCACCAAUCCUUCUCGUCCUCGCUUCUCAUUACUCGACAUUGUCAAACAAUGUGACAGUUUUCCUUAUGCAUCUGAUCCAAAGUUGAAGGAACUUUCGUUCCUAGAUCUGAUAGUGGAUGACAUUCCUAUUGGGCGUAUUCACACAACACUUGUUCCCCACCUUGAAACAUUCAACCAGCAAACGCGACCAGUAUUUCAUAUCACAGAGACGACUGUCUCUUUUAUGCCUUGGUUAUCUGACUAUGAUUCGCGCUCAGAUGCUAUUGCACAAAUGCUGAAUAUCUGGAGAUAUGACCUGAAAAAUUUCCCGCCUCUCUCUGGAUGGAGAGAUGAGUUGUAUGGCGUGUAUACUCAUAACACAGAUCCAGCUACGACUAAAGAUGGUGCAGCUCUGGCGAUCGAACGAUCAGCCUGUGUGCUCUUUGGUGUGCACGCCUAUGGUGUUCAUAUGAACGGAUAUGUCCGCACAGGGCCUAACCCAUGGGAUGUCCAAAUGUGGAUUGCCCGUCGAUCUCUCACUAAGCCAACCUAUCCAGGUAUGCUCGACAACAUGGUGGCAGGCGGUAUGUGCUUUGGUCAUUCACCUUAUUACACUGUUAUCAAAGAGUCCAUGGAGGAAGCCACGAUCCCGCCCAACGUUGCUAAGAAGGCCUUUUCUGUUGGAACUAUCUCCUAUAUUAAACUAAAGGAUGGAACACAGACAGCACCAGAGACUCAGAUUGUGUACGAUCUAGAGCUCUCAAAGGAUAUCACACCAACACCCUGUGAUACUGAAGUACAAGGUUUUCAAUUGUGGACUAUGGAUCAAGUGCUGGAGGCAAUUCGCUUAGGCGAGUUCAAACCCAAUUGUGCAUGUGUCUGCCUGCAUUUUAUGAUUCGACAUUCUGUCAUCACCCCUGAGAACGAACCUGAUUACCUUAAUAUCAUUCAACGUCUACAUCGUUACAUUGAAUACCCAGGCCCUAAAAAAUGGCCAACCUUCAAGGAAGAGCCUCUUUAGACAACACAAAUCCUUAGAAUAAUUACAAUAGCA
Molecule: messenger RNA, 1065 nt
Organism: Lobosporangium transversale
Lineage: Eukaryota; Fungi; Mortierellomycota; Mortierellomycetes; Mortierellales; Mortierellaceae
Product: NUDIX hydrolase domain-like protein
Exons: 3
Coding region: 28-1032 (334 amino acids)
Molecular function (GO): 8-oxo-dGDP phosphatase activity
Source: RefSeq, a predicted model, not a curated record